AUGGCCCAAAUCAGACGACUUCCCCCGUCCCUAACGACAAAAACUACUCUCUUCUCCGCGCUUGCUGUCUUCGGUAUCGGCGCCUAUUGCGCUCGAUCUUAUCUUCUUCCCCAGGCUCACGCGGAAUCAGACGAGCCGCCCGUCAUGUUCUCCGGGUUCGGGCUUACGACUCUACGCCUGCAGAGCGUCAAGGCUGUGAACCAUAAUACGAAGCGGCUUGUAUUUGAGUUUCCGGACAAGAAUGCUAGGAGUGGGUUGUCGUUGACUUCGGCACUACUUACACUCUCCCGACCGACUGGACGGUGGCUACCCGUUAUCAGACCAUAUACUCCAAUCGGUGAUCUAAACCAACAAGGAUCCCUAGAACUAAUGGUAAAACAAUACCCCAACGGCAAAGCAAGCACCCACAUCCACUCCCUCGUCCCCGGGGAUACCCUUACCUUCCUCACAGCCCUCAAGGGCUUCUCCUGGGUUCCGAACCAAUACCCCCAGAUCUAUGCUAUAGCCGGCGGAGCUGGCAUAACCCCAAUCUACCAGCUUAUUCGGGGCAUUUUGGAUAACCCGAACGAUAAGACAAAGAUUAAGCUCGUCUUCGGGGUGAAUAGUGAGCAGGAUUUGCUGCUCCGGGAGGAACUGGAGGAGUACAAGAGGCGGUUUCCUGGGCGGUUUGAGUAUGUUUACACGGUUAGUCGGUUGGAGGGGGAGAAGGAAGGAUUGAGGAAGGGAUAUGUUACUGAGGAGCUUCUGAAGGGGGUUGUUGAUGGGAAGGGCGAGGGUGCGAAGGUAUUUGUUUGUGGGCCGCCAGCCAUGGAGGAGUCGUUGGUUGGGAAGAGGGGGAUUUUGAAUAGGCUUGGGUUUGAGAAGGGGCAGGUUUUCAAGUUUUAG
Molecule: messenger RNA, 885 nt
Organism: Aspergillus bombycis
Lineage: Eukaryota; Fungi; Ascomycota; Eurotiomycetes; Eurotiales; Aspergillaceae
Product: cytochrome b5 reductase family protein
Exons: 3
Coding region: 1-885 (294 amino acids)
Biological process (GO): ergosterol biosynthetic process
Molecular function (GO): cytochrome-b5 reductase activity, acting on NAD(P)H
Source: RefSeq, a predicted model, not a curated record